AUGGAACAGAAUCUUGCCAUACACUACCACACUCAGCAACAAGAGCGGCCAUGUUUGUUAGGAUCAAUACUCUUCUCCAAGGCUACUCUGGAAUCCUGUUCGAAAUCUUGGAAGCCAUCACAAAAUUUCUUAAUGACAAUAUCACUCCAUGCUUACCAUUACGUGGUACGAUCACUGCAUCCAGUGAUCUUGUUCCAUUAUCCUACAUUGAGAACUGAUCGGCCCAAUUCGAAGGCUGGGGGACCUGUCGGAGAGACGCUAAAUGCUGAGGAAGCCUUCGAGUUUAUUAGUGUCAUUGGAGGAUUUUUCGAGUUGCAACCUAAAGAAGGAACAAGGCAUUUCAUGGUGGCAACUUCCAGGGAACACCAAUUGGAGUUUCCAUGGAGAAUGCUAGAUUAA
Messenger RNA from Fraxinus pennsylvanica, 399 nucleotides. NCBI's taxonomy places the organism in Eukaryota, Viridiplantae, Streptophyta, Magnoliopsida, Lamiales, Oleaceae. The record is from the annotation of a GenBank genome assembly.